Molecule: messenger RNA, 2781 nt
Organism: Bursaphelenchus okinawaensis
Lineage: Eukaryota; Metazoa; Nematoda; Chromadorea; Rhabditida; Aphelenchoididae
Source: the annotation of a GenBank genome assembly
AUGCCGGAUUGGUCGGCCAUGAGACCGACGGCGGAUGCGAUCGUCUUCACCUUGCUCUACUUUGUGUUUGUCAUUUCAGUGAUAGUGAAUUGUGUUAAGAAAAGGACCAUUGUCUCGGAAAAAUACUAUUCGCUUUCAGAGUAGGUUAUCAUAUUUUUGUAAAAUUUUUAAAUUUAACUUUAAAAUUAAAAUUUUUGAAUUUUCAUAUUAUCCUUUAUGACGUUUGGCUUAUAGACGACUGUUUCUGAUGUCACCGUACAAAAAAUUAUUAAAAUUAUUUUGUCGCUAUCUUAUCUGAUCUCUCUUUACAAAAAUCAUCAGCGACACGUUCCUGACUUUUGGCGAAAACUUGUUGAUCUUUCGGCCAAACGUUAUCUAUCAGGAGUGAAAUCACUUAACAACCUGACUUAUGCUUUUUUUAGUGUAAUACUGUUCUUAUGUAAACCAUUUUCCUAAUAUUAUUACAUUCAUGCUCGUAUUGUUUCCUAAACAUUCUUUUACCACAAUGCCAACUUCAGAAAACCAACACAAACAGAAACGAUCGUGGAUGAAUCCAAGACUCCAGAAACCAGUGACCGUACCACCUCUGCCACUUCUGGCUCCACAAAUGCCGACCCAACUACAAGCUCAGCCCAAGAGAAAGAAGAUAAAGUGGUCGAAGAUCAUACUGGCGAUACCUACAAGGAGAUACGACCAAAAGCAAGCGCCUCAAAAUACCCAAAUAAGGUACAGCACAUUGAUCGUACAGACAUGGUAGCGUUGGCAUCGCUGAGCGAAGAGGAACAGAAGAUUUUGCUGAGAGCAAUGUCCAGAGGUGGGGUCAAGGGUGGAGUUGAGAACGGAUCAAAGGAAGCGGUCGUCAACAAGGUCUACACGGUCGGCACUACUGACGAGAUCACGUUACAGGAAAGAGAGUUACCAGAAUCUGUGGGUAAGUCAAACAAGCUACAAUUAAGGCUGCUACACGAAUUAUAAAAGUUUCUUAUAUUUUGACACUUCGUUCUUCUUUCCAAUAAAAGUUGACACUUCGUCUUCUUUGAGAAAUCAGACGAACUUGUCAAAAAUAAAUCAGAAUUCGCAAUGUAGUACAAUAUUUUUUUAGCAACAUCUUAUUUAAAAUACCAUAUUAUUGCUGAAAGGGUUUAAACUAUAGGUAUGAAUAAAUUUUAGGCGAUCUAAACUUGGAUAAUGUCGUACCAUUGGACAAUUUACUGAUUCGUAUGGUCCAAAAUGGCCCUCGUCAAUUCAAAUUCGAUUAUCAGGAGCUCAAGGAAUUGCUAGAGAAAGGAACUGAAGUCUUUUCUGCUGAAUGUUCUCUACUUGAUGUAAGUUUAGGUGUUUUCUUAUGUUUGAACGUUUUUUUUGUUUUUAUUGUUGAUUUACCUGAUUUGGAUUCUUCUGAACGUAACUUAAUAUAUUUUUGUAAACUAUUAGUAGAUAACAUUAGAUUUGGUUGUUUUAUUUUUUUUGGUCAAGUUUAAGGCUGAAAGUACAUGUGUACCUUGAUAUACUUUAAGGUAAACGUGCCAUGUGUAAUUUACGGAGAUAUUCAUGGCCAAUAUAGUGAUCUGCAUCGUUGGUUUAACCUGAAUGGAUGGCCCAAUAGGACAAGAACAGUGUUUUUGGGAGAUUUUGUGGACAGAGGUUCUCAUGGCAUCGAGGUUGUGGCUAUGUUAACCUUGUUGAAACUACAUUUUCCGGAGAAUAUCUUUGUUGUUCGAGGUAAUCAUGAAGAAGAAUCUCUCAACAAAGCCUACUCGUUUUAUGAAGAAGUUGUGGCAAGGUUUACAGAGGAAGAAUGUAGGUUUUAGUUGAUUAAUAUUGGCAUUGGACGUAUGUUUUGAUAUUUUUUUGAAUUAAAAAGGAUAUUACUUUAUGAGUUUUGGUUAGGUUUGAUUACAGAAAGCAGAAAGAUAACACAACUUAUCUAAAACACCUUAUUUUAGCCAAGCCGAAAGGUCAGCAGAUGUACAGCGCCUUCAAAAAGUUGUUCAUGCACCUUCCAUUGGCAGUUUUGGUUGGGAAGCGGAUUCUGGGAAUGCACGGUGGAAUCUCCCCUAAAAUGAGGUGUCUACAAGAUAUUAGGAAUAUAAAACGACCGAUCGACGACUUUGAGGUAGGAUCUUUGGAAUGUGAUCUUGUGUGGUCUGACCCGGAUACAGGUCACGAUGGCCAAGGUUUCAGGCCUAAUCUGGAGAGAGAACCUCAGAAUGGCAUUGGGCAGUUGUUUGGCGAGGAGUGUGUGAAAGAGGCGUGCGACAGGUUGGGAAUCGACCUCAUGAUCAGGGGACACCAGGUAGGAUUUUUAGCUUGAAUUAUGAAACUUUUGGUUUGUGGUAUGAACCUUCAAGUAAAGGUUAAAAAGUUUAAAACAAUUAUUUUAGGCACCUUUGUAUGGAUACGCAUUCUUUGCCGGAGGCAAAAUGAUGACAUUGUUCUCAGCGCCAGGCUACAAAGGUUCGACUGAGAAUGACAUUAACAUGGGAGCUUGUGUGGAAGUAAACACCGAUCUUCAGUUGACAAUCAAGCAGGUAUGCAGCUUUUUCAAUUUUUUUGUUUUAAAUAUUGACUUAACUGUUGAGAAAAAAAAUCUUUUUUAGUUUUUCUAUUAUAAGUUAAAAGAAAUGUUAUUGUUGAAGGUAUACUUUAAGGUCUAUUUUAUUAUUAUUGUUUAAGUAUAAUACGUGUGAUUUUCAGCUAAAAGUCAGUCAGAAGUUCCGUAAAAACAGAAUCGCAGACAUGGACAAGACCAGGCUUUGGCGCAAAAAAGUUUUGAGAUGA